Molecule: messenger RNA, 4228 nt
Organism: Frankliniella occidentalis (western flower thrips)
Lineage: Eukaryota; Metazoa; Arthropoda; Insecta; Thysanoptera; Thripidae
Gene: slgA
Product: proline dehydrogenase 1, mitochondrial
Exons: 14
Coding region: 276-2411 (711 amino acids)
Cellular component (GO): mitochondrion
Molecular function (GO): proline dehydrogenase activity; FAD binding
Source: RefSeq, a predicted model, not a curated record
GAUUUUCGUUGGUCCUCAACCUGCUCUUCUCGUUUGGCAGCUCCUUGCUCCUUCCUUCUUCAGUUGGUUGAAGUUGUCCGAGUGUUGGAGGCGGUAUCGCAGCGUUCGUAUCUUCUUGACGGCAGUCCAGAUUGCGGAGAGAUCAUCGAUUUUCUCGAGUGCCUCCCAAGAUUAAAGGGGGUAUAAAUACGAUUGGCGUACGAGUGCCUCACACGGCGGCAGCACCUCUCGUUCAAGCCAGUGAAGUGGAAUAACCCCUCCUGACGUUCCGGGAGAUGGCUUUCUUGCGCCUGGCCUCCCGCUGGCCUGCCUUAUCCAAGUUUGGCGUCGCCAACCCCAGUCUACAUGGCAAGUCGCCUCCCCUGCGCAACGGCUUUCUGCCCCUGACGACGUCGUCUGCUGUGGGCAAGUCGGCCUCGGCCGCCGCCACCACAGAGGCCUUCCGUGGGGGUAGCAGCCAGGCUGUUGGGCACGCUCCUGGCCAGAGGAAGGAUGUCUUGGACUCCUCCUUCGACGAUGCACAUGCCGCCUACAAGAGUAAGACGACAUGGGAGAUCCUCCGAGCCUACAUUGUAUAUACCCUGUGCUCGUCGAGCUACCUGGUGGAGAACAACAUGAAGCUUAUGAAGAUCAUGAAGGCCGUCAUGGGGGAAAAGAUGUUCACCGCUCUCAUGAAGGGGACCUUCUACGGCCACUUCGUGGCAGGAGAGGAUCAGGAACGUAUUAGACCAACCCUGGAGAGACUGCGCUCAUUCGGCGUCAAGCCUAUCCUGGACUACUCCGUUGAAGAGGAUCUGAGUCAGGAGGAGGCCGAAAAGAGAGAGGUUGAGGCAGAAUCCCCUAUGUCGAGUGUAUCCGAGCUUGGCGAUGAGAAGGUGCAAGAUAUUUUUAGGCGUGCUUGGCUUAAAUGGAGUGCUCAGGUCCUUAACAGUAAGAAACAAAGUCAGUUAAUGUCAGAAUGGAGAGGCUCAAAAUUGUGCUUGGUUUCUGCUCAUGAAGAUCCUGUUCAUGGAUUGUACAUGGACGGUGAGGAUGGUCACUGGAAAGGAGGAGCAGGACGCAGUCUUGUGGAAGGUACAAUGCCACAGUUCCAUGUAGACAAGACAUUUGCUGACCGUCGUUACAAAGUAUCAAGUGCGAGAACCUACUUCUACCUGAACGAAGCUACUUGCGAACGAAACCUGGAGAUCUUUCAACAGUCUCUGCAAGCUGUGGCUGGAGCCACAUACGGAACAGGUCUUGCAGCUGUUAAGUUAACAGCUCUUGGAAGACCACAGUUGUUGCUUCAACUGUCUGAAGUUAUCAUGAGGACUCGUCAGUACAUGGCAGAAAUCACAGCCAAAACUGCUCAAGCUAAUCGGAGCUCUCCGGAAGACAAAGGCAACAUCAUAGGAAAACACAUUUCGCCUGAACAACUUCACCAGAAAUUGCAGCAGACUUGCAAACUCAGUGAAGCUCCAGUUAAGAAGUUCUUGCAAAAUGUGACUUUUGAUCAAGAAGGACUUAUUCAUUUAUUCCCAUGGAGUGGUAUCAUUGAUGAGAACUUGGAGCUUAGUGAAACAUUCCUUGUCCCAGACAUUAAGAGUGGAAAGAUGGUACGAUUACUUACGCAGCUUUCCUCCAAAGAAGAAGAGAUGUUCCGAAAUAUGAUUAGGCGGAUAAAUGUUCUAGCUCAGACAGCGGAAGACCUGGAUGUGCGUAUGAUGGUUGAUGCAGAACAGACUUACUUCCAGCCUGCUAUUUCCCGAAUCACCCUGGAGUUUAUGCGCAAAUAUAAUUCUAAAAAAGCUCUUAUUUUUAAUACUUACCAGUGUUAUCUGAAGGAUACAUUUAAUGAAGUUGUGACUGAUCUUGAACAAGCCAAGAGGCAAAACUUCUACUUUGGUGCUAAGCUGGUCAGAGGUGCAUACCUAGAACAGGAGAGGGCUCGUGCCGCCGCCCUUGGUUAUAAUGACCCAACAUGUCCAUCUUUUGAAGCAACAAGUGAAAGCUAUCACACUACUUUGACUGAGUGCUUGCGACGUAUCAAGGAUCUUAAGUCUAAGGGGAAACCGAACAUGAUUGGCAUCAUGGUUGCUAGUCAUAAUGAAGAUACCGUCCGUUAUGCCAUUGAAAAAAUGAAGGAAAUUGGAAUUUCUCCUGAGGAUAAAGUGCUCUGCUUUGGUCAGCUUCUGGGAAUGUGUGAUUACAUCACUUUCCCUCUUGGACAAUCUGGCUACUCUGCAUAUAAGUAUAUUCCUUAUGGUCCUGUGAAUGAGGUCCUGCCAUAUCUAUCAAGACGAGCUCAAGAAAACAAAGGUAUCUUGAAGAAAAUCAAGAAGGAGAAGAAGCUUCUUCUGCGAGAGCUGUUUUUCCGUAUCUCAAGAGGGAAGUUUCUCUAUACUCCAAAGGGUGACUACACCCCAAUUUAAUGUCUCAGUAUGUGUCUUCAGAACUGCAAAGACAAAUUGUCUGUGAUGUACUUCGAAUAUAUUGCAAGACCUAAGCUGUUUCAAUUUAGUUAUUCAGCUGUGAUCAAGGUUGCCUUGUAAAGGAAGUGUGCAUGUGUUGAAUUGAAUGUUGUUAGGGUCAGUGAAUCCAUUUUUCAUUACCAUUUUGUUCUCUCCAAAGAACUCAACAAGAGUGCUUCAUGGUAAUCCUCAGGGAAGCAAAUUGUGAGAGUUAGUGACUUGCCAUAGUUCUAUGAGCUAAUAUUGGUCUGACAGGGUUCUUGGCGUUUAUGUGCUAGCUUUGCACCUCACCACCUGUAUUUUAAUUUAUUCACAAGUAUUUUUUUUUCCAUGAGUGGUGUUAUGCAAAACGCAUUAGAAGUCAUGUUGUAAGGUUUUGAUUUUUAAGUUUCGUCAAAUACGUUGGAAGCCUCAGAAUAUUUGCAAUGAAUGUUAGAGGAAUGUAAAGGUCCUGAAGUGGUUCGCUUUGUAGCCCACAGUUGUGAUUUUUGUCUUAUGCCUAUGCUAUAACUUAGAAAGUAAUCAGUGGCUUAGUUUAAAAUGUAUGAAUGACUGGUUUGAAAAUGAAUUAGUUAAAAUGUCAGGAUUCAAUUCUAAAUUUUUGGUGCAAGCUGGUUAAUAAUAUCCAAUUUUUUUUUUUUGUGUGUGUGUAUUUAAAAAAAGAAAAAUGAAGUGUUAAUCUAUGGCGACAGAAGGCCUCAAUCUGGUACUUAUGUAUAUUUAAGUCUAUUUAAAUAAUUGAUAAGACCAGUGUUUUCCAAAUCAAAUCUGCUUUUUGUUUUUGUUUGUAUGGUACGUAUUGUUUUAAUUGUUAUUUUAAUUUUAUGUUUCAGACUUAAGAGAUUUUGUUCUAGUUAUAAUCCCUCCAAUGGAUGUGCAGUGAAUCUCAAUCAGGCUUUGCAUAGUUCUGUAAUAGAACUUUAGGUUGUGAGCUGUAUUUUUAUUUUGAUAAACACAAAUGAAAAUGGUCAAUCCAUGCACUCCGACGGGGGGAGGCAAAUAGGGAAUUAAAAAUUUCUCUUUUGACUCAGAGUUAGUUAAUUACAAAGAACUGAUCCUCAAUAAUGAUUGCAUCCAUCUUUUUUCUAAAGAAGCUGUUGUUCAAUAGACUUAAGGAGGAAAAAUGAAGUAACUGUUCCAAUGUUUAAGUCCAUAAAUUAGAGCAGUUACUGACAAUAUCUAAUUUUUGCUCUGACAACUGUUUGUUCAUACAUUCUCUACCUGUUAUACACACUUGUAAUGGCAUCAGUUUGUUCAAUUCACAUUGUCUGUUUGAAACUCUUGUUCUGCUUUUUUAACCAUUUACUUAUGAAGUAGAUUAAACAUUUUAUGAAGGUUGCUGUUGGGGGCAUUUGCCCCAGAGACAACAGUUCCAUAAAGUUUGUUACUUGGCCAGUACGUCAAUUUUGAAUCAUUUCCUCUCUUUAAGGGGAUUUUCAAUAACUAUCCCUAACCAGGAUUUUACUAUUUUCUGUUCAGUUUAAGGAACAGGUUACGUCUGUGUUUUCCUAUAUUAGAAAUGCAUAUGAGGCUCUGCGAACUAUGUAUCUUUCAGCCUUUGUUUUUAUUUUUGAAUAGAUUUUUCUCUUCUAUUUUUCAUGUGCAGGAUCAGGUAUCUGAAUCUGUGCUGUUAAGGAAAUUAUGACUUGGAGAAGUUGUCUGACUGCUCUAUGCAUAUUUCCUGUAUGUUAGUAGAAACCAACUCAAGAAGCUAGUCUGUGAUUACUUUGUCUUUUUUUUCUUUACCAUUCUAAUCUAAUAAAUACAAUACUGAUGCA